GCCCAGACCGCCGCCUAGUCCGUUAGCGCAGCCGCUGUGUCGUCUGUCCACGGACGAAGCAUGGGCGUCCAGGGCUUCCAAGAGUUCCUGGAAAAGCGCUGCCCCGGGGCCGUGGUGCCCGUGGACCUCCUCAAACUCGCGCGUACGGUCUCGCGCCAGCAACAGCAGCAGCACCAGCAGCGCCAACUGCCACCUUCGGCUGCCCUGUCACCGGGAGCUCCACGCGCCUUCAGGGGCUCUGCGCCUGUGCCGAUGCCGCUCCCGCCUGCUGCCUUGGGUGCCUACUCCGGGGGCGCGGGACCGACUCGGCACCAUCAUCCCGCUCACCACUUCUAUCACCACAGCCAGGCGCACCCCGGGCUGCACCCGCCGCCGCUGCCGCCGCCCCCCCCUCCUUUGCCCGGGGCCCGAGUGUUGGUGGACGCGGGCUCGGCGCUGCCGCGGCUUUAUGGCGGCUACCAGACGGACUGGGUGUGUGGCGGCCAGUGGAACGCUAUGCUGGGCUACUUGUCGGCGCUGUGCCAGGCUUGCGCCUAUCCCGGCGGCGACGGCCUGGAAUUGGUGGUCAUGUUCCCCGGCGGCCUGGGUAAGGACCGGCUGGCAGAGUGGGGCCGUCGGUGCCAGGCCGAGCGGCAGACAGCGCAACUGAUCGUGGGACACGUGGGCAACAAGGGCACCCCUCCUCCACGGGCCUGGUUCCUGCCACCGGCCUGCCUGAGCCACUGCGUGAGAUUAGCACUCAUCCGCUUCCGGGUCAAGGUGUUUCAGAGCCUUGAAGACCACCAUUUGGAAGUGGUAGCUUUUUUCAGGGAAAACGGCUUCCAUGGCCUUCUUGCCCAUGACUCCGAGUAUGCUCUCUACAAUAUUCCCUCUUACUACAGUUCUCAUGCUCUGAAGCUGAGCUGGAAUGGAAAGAACCUCACUACCAACCAAUUCCUAAUGCAGGAGGUGGCCAAGCAGCUGGGUCUGAAACGGAUAAACUUUCCCAUAUUUGCUGCACUGCUGGGUAACCACAUUCUCCCAGAUGAGGACCUGGCUGCUUUUCACUGGAGCCUCUUGGGACCAGAACACCCCCUUGCAUCGCUUAAGGUCAGAGCUCAUCAGCUGGUUCUUCCUCCCUGUGACGUGGUCAUCAAGGCUGUUUCUGAAUAUGUUAGUUCCAUCAAAGACCCCUCAAACCUGGAUGUUGUUGGGAAGGAUGUUUUCAAACAGUCUCAGUCUAGGACAGAAGAUAAAAUACAACGAUUCAAGAAAGCAGUUGAAUACUAUUCAGUCACAACCAAACUCUCUUCACUGCCAGUUGGUCCCUCCUCCUUUCUAGGUUUUCGAAGUAAUCGACUUGGAACUCAUCCCCUUCCACGAAAUCAAAUGGGCACUGUUGCUGCUGGAAAACCAAUGUUUUCUCACCAUAUGCCCCAGAAAAUGAAAUACCCACCAACAUUCCCGGUUGGACCCAACUCUUCUCUUCUCUUCUCCCCACAAGUUUUGGGAGAAUCACAUGCUUUUUCUGAGGAUCCUAUGCUACAGGAUAGCCACUUUACCAAUUGGGCUACUAUCUCUUAUGACUCCUCUGCAUCCCACUUUCACAAUUAUGUGACUUCUAAAGCCUCACCUACUUUGGCACCAGACUCUUCCCAUUCAUCUUCUUCUGAUGCUGAUGAGCCAAAUGGAGCCAUCUCUGAUCACCUCACAGAAACACUUCAGCAACAACCUGGAUGGGAGGAUCCAAAUGGUGUUAGAGGAUCCUGGGUACAUCCCAUUGAUGCUGGAGUUUCAGAUGUCAACCUGGGUGAUGGUGAACCCCAUAUCCCAUCUCUGCUGUCUAUGUCUACAAGGAACCACAUGGACAUCACCAUUCCACCCUUACCUCCAGUAGCACCCGAAGUCUUGCGGGUUGCUGAACAUAGACACCGAAGGGGUCUUAUGUACCCCUACAUCUACCAUGUCCUCACUAAGGGUGAGAUUAAGAUCCCCGUAUGUAUUGAGGAUGAGUGUAACAUGGAGUUGCCUCCAGCUACUCUCCUAUUCCGGUCAGCUCGUCAGUAUGUGUAUGGAGUCCUUUUCAGUCUGGCAGAAACACAGAGGAAAAUAGAACGUCUGGCCAUACGACGGCGACUGCCUGUGGAAGUUCCUUCAGUGAUCCUUAAAGAGUGGUCUGCCUAUAAAGGAAAGUCACCUCAAACCCCUGAGCUGGUAUCUGCGCUGACAUUUCGGGAAUGGACUUGUCCAAACCUCAAGAAGCUCUGGCUUGGCAAAGCAGUUGAGGACAAGAACAGAAGGAUGCGGGCCUUCCUGGCCUGUAUGAAAUCAGACACACCGAGUAUGCUGAAUCCAGCUAAUAUCCCUACCCAUCUGCUGCUCAUGUGCUGCGUGCUUCGGUACAUGAUUCAGUGGCCAGGUGGCCGCAUCUUGCACCGUCAUGAGCUGGACACUUUCCUUGCCCAGGCAGUAUCUACCCAGCUUUAUGAACCUGAUCAACUUCAAGAACUCAAGAUUGAGAAACUGGAUGCCCGAGGGAUCCAACUUGCUGCCCUUUUCAUGAGUGGGGUCGAUACAGCUCUAUUUGCUAAUGAUGCCUGUGGCCAGCCAGUCCCGUGGGAACACUGCUGUCCCUGGAUUUACUUCGAUGGCAAACUGUUCCAGAGCAAGCUAAUUAAAGCAGGCCGAGAGCGGGUAUCCCUGAUUGAGCUCUGUGAUGGCCAGGCUGACUUGGCAACCAAAGUGGAAAAGAUGAGACAGAGUAUCCUUGAAGGAGUCAACAUAAACCCUCCACCACCUUCUGCUCUACUUCCAUCACCUACUUUUGUGCCUCCCAUGGUGCCCUCCCUCUACCCUGUCUCACUUUAUUCUAGAGCCCUGGGCUCAUUACCACCUCCCCCUCAUGGAAGGAGCCGGGGGUUUGCAGGUUUCCACCCAAUCCCACCCCAGGGAGGAAAGCUGGAGAUAGCUGGAAUGGUUGUAGGCCAGUGGGCUGGCAGCAGACCCUCCAGGGGCCGAGGAUCCUUUGGCAUGCAAGUGGUUUCUGUCGGUGGGCCAGGAAAAGGGCAUGGAAAAGAACAGACUGGUAGAGGAUCCAAAGGACAUAAGAAAGGAAAUAAACAAGGCACUUCAGAUGGAGUUUCUAAAUCCCUGGAGGCUCAUCAGAGCCGGUCCAGCUCACAAGUGAAUGGAAACAAUGGCACAUUGAUCAAAGAAGAGAAGAAUGAUCACCAUCUUCUGGCUCUAUCACAGUGUGCCUUAUCCAGAGACAACAACAUAUGUAAUAAUGGUAACCGCUACUUCCCAGUGAAGAAUGGGGAGAAGAGCCACUUUCAAGAGCAAAAGAUAGGAUCAGUGCCACAACAGAAAGAGGAAUAAUGAGCAGAAGAUGACUUUACCAGAUCAGGAAAAAAGGAAAACCUAUACUUUUCUGAUUCUAGGCCCAAGUUAGAGAACAAAAAUGCUUACCCAAGAUUUAUCCAAUGGGAUGUUCCAUUGUAUCUUUCUUUUCCCCUUUCUUUUUCUGGGCCUCCAGGUUUGCUUCUAGGGAAGCUCUGGUCAAAGAUGAAUGGUAACAGGACUGGCUCCUAUUCUUAAGUUGAAUAUGUAGUGCCAAUAUUCUCUUUACCUCUCCUGGAAGUCUAGUAAGGUAAUGAUUGUCAGAAAUCAGGUGCCAUCAUAUAAGGCCCUAUAGAAAAGUUCUACCUUUGGUUUUCUGUCUUUCUCAUGAUAUUCAUUUACAAAAAGCCUGGGGGUGGUAGAAACAACUGUCUAUAGCUUCUUGACUUGCUUUUUCUCUAUUAAUUAGUGGGGCCUUUAUAUAUAUAGUCAUUAUCUACCACCUUUUCACUUUUUCUUCCAACUCACUGACCCCAGGAUUUUGCAUCACCACCUCUAGCUCUGGCCCGACAAUCAGAUAAGUAGAUGUUUUCAGAGAAGUGAGGUAGUGUUGGUUAUUUUUAUUUUUUAUUUUAUUUUAUAUACUUAAAACACACACACACAACACACAAACCCUGCCAAUGGCCUUUGUAUUGGGGGAUUCAAGUGAGUCGGAAAAGUACUGGGCAGAUUUUCCUGCCUCUAAACUAAAACGUGUUUGUAAAAUAGAAGAUGUGUUAACAGUUCACCGACUCCCUGCUCCCCACACUGUGGGUGGGAAUCAUAGGGUGGAAACCAUUGUAAUGAGACUAAGUAUGAAAGGAAACUCAGAAGACGCCAUGUGUGUGUGUCUCUGUGUAUGUGUCUUUGUGUUUAUGGGUGUGUGGAUAGAUGUAAAUGCAAAAGUGUAUAUCUAUAUGCUUAUGCAUACCCUUUAUAUAGAGACAGAUCUAUUUAUCUAUACAUGUUUUAUAUAUAUAAAUAUAUUUGUAUGUGUGUAUACAUACAUACAUGCAUACAUAACAUGCUGAUUUCCCAGAGGAUUUACUGAGUUUCCUAGAAAAGCUUCCACUGCUAUGGAGUGGUAGGUUUCAAAAGACCACACUUGAAAAUUCUUAGUAAGUCACAGCUCAUGAGAAGAUGGGCUUCUCUAAAGCAGACAAAAAGUACUUUCCAGAGAUUGCCUAUUCAGAACAACAAACAGUUGUGUUGUCACAACCUUAUCUUGAACAGAGCCCUAAUAUCCCAUGUGGUAAAAACAAGCUGGAAUGGGAUUGGAAAGAGUUGGGCAUUUCCUUAUGAAGGUGCAGCCUCGUUUGAAGAGAGAAAGGGACUGGCAGGUGAUAACCAGGACUUACAGCCAAUUUGAAAGAAAUCUCAUUUGAACUCCAGGAUCAAACUGCUCUCAGGCUAGAAUUGAUUGUCAUAAAUCCUAAAAGGAGAGGACUAGCAUUGGAAAGAAGGUGUAGGGAAGUGUGAGGAAAUCAACAAUUUGAUUUUACAUUCCUAGAUUGUUUUCAUUUGUUCACUGACAUUUUGCCUACUGGAUCUUUUCAUUUGCUUUGCAGAAACUUCAGAGGACUCUGGCCUAGGCCUUUAAAAAAAGGGGUAUUCUGUAAAAGGUUCCAAAUUCCCACUGAGGCCAGAAUCUGCCCUAGACAAAAAAGCUGUUCUUCCUUUACUGGAGAUACUCUUAAGAUAACCUUGCAUUUCUAGUUUUCCCCCUCUUCAGCUGGCUAAGUAUAGGGGGUGGGAACAUGUCUUACAAUAGAUUAUCAUUGUGUCUCCAUUUAGAAAUGAGACUGAUAGUCUCCAUAUUUUGGGCUUUGUGACAUUCUUGCCCAAGGAGUACCAUUUCUAAAAGGAAUACAACUGACUAGACUUCUACUGGGUUUUCUCUUCUUUUUGUAAAACCCAUGCAUCUUAACCCACAAUUUGCAAGGGAAGGGAGCCCUAGAAUGCCUCUUCCCCUGCCCAGACACUUCUUACCUAAACCAAAGCAGGCUAACAGGAGUGCACACCUCACUAGAUAUAACCAGGAACAGAGUGUAUUGAAAAACCUCCUCUUUGGAAUCAGCUCCCUAAUUUAGUGCCCCCUCUUCUUGGACCUCCUAACCUUGCACAACAUCAUAAAGGUUAGGUCUUCUGUAUCCAGCCUGAGAGAUUUACUAGUGAACUUAGAUGGCUUGGAAAUUUCUUUUUGGAGUCAAAGAGGGAGGAAUACUUUCAGAGCUCUAAGAGUAGCCAGAAUUACUGAGCUGUAUUAAAGUCAGUGUGUGUGUGCGCGUGGGGG
This is a messenger RNA of Condylura cristata (star-nosed mole), 5650 nucleotides long. It is a transcript of the gene FAM120C, whose product is annotated as family with sequence similarity 120C. Gene Ontology annotation, cellular component: nucleus. Lineage: Eukaryota; Metazoa; Chordata; Mammalia; Eulipotyphla; Talpidae. The transcript is spliced from 16 exons. The record is from RefSeq and is a predicted model, not a curated record. The coding region runs from base 61 to 3357 and encodes 1098 amino acids.